AUGAAACCAAUUGUAGGUUCAUUACCUUUUAAUGCUAGAAUUGCAGUUGUUGGUGGAGGAGUUUCGGGGUUGACUUUUACUUAUUUCUUGUCCAAAUUAAGACCAGAUGUUAAGGUAACGCUAUAUGAAAAACAGGAUAGAUGUGGUGGGUGGAUUCAUUCUGACAUAAUAGAUGAUGGAGAAGGAAACCGGGUUAUGGUUGAGAAAGGUCCACGUACUUUACGAGGAGUUUCGGAUGGAAGCGUCAUAAUUGUUCAGACAUUGCGAGACUUAGGCAAACAAGAUGUCGUUCAAUACAUCGCUGCAGACUCCGAAGCAAACAGGAAAUUUCUUUUGGAUAAGAAUAAUGUUUUGACUCAAGUUCCUGAUUCACCUAUAAGUGCUUUGAAAUUCUUUGCUGGCUCUCUUGGAAAGGGAUUCAUAUCUGGUAUCUUAGGUGAACCAUUCAGGUCCGCUAAGGUAACUGGAACAGACGAAAGCGCCCACAGUUUCAUCCAUAGGAGGUUUGGUAAUGAACAUAUCAGCAAAAAUGUAUUUAGUGCUUUAUUCCAUGGCAUAUAUGCUGGGGAUAUCAAAAAACUAAGUGCAAAACGAACGAUAGGAAAGAUGGUCGAAAUGGAAAACACAUCUGGAUCUCUAAUCAAAUCAAUGUUUAACAAAAUGAUUAUCAAAUAUAAAAACCGUAAUGAUACUAGAUCACACAAGAUAGAGAUCAGUCCUUUACUUAAAAAGUUUGCAGAAGCGACAGGCCAGAGUGAGAAACAGUUAAUUUCUUUGUCUCAACGAUUGAAGGCUUUUCCAAUGGUGGGAUUCAGAUCAGGAUUGGAUUGUUAUCCGAAGACAUUAUCUGAGUAUAUUACAGGAUUACCAAAUGUCUCUGUCAAACAUGAGGCAGUGGAAUCAGUUAUACCGGGGAAAGAUGGAAAGAAUGUGGUUAUAGUGUCUGAUUCCGGAGAAUCAACCUUCGACCAUGCUCGUUUAACUGUAAAUCCCAAUGUACUCGAGAACAUUAUCCCAUUUGAGCCAUUAGCAAAGAAGCUUAGAGAGGUUCAUUCAAACACAGUUAUAUUAGUGAAUUUCUAUUUGCCACGCAAGGAUGUCAUUUCUAACUACCAUGGAUUCGGUUAUUUAGUACCACAAUCUAACCAAAACCAUGAGAAAUUGCUCGGUGUCAUUUUUGAUUCCGUUAUCGAAAAGAACUUCAAACCUGUGUUUGGCGUCCAAAACGAAUCGAAAAGCCCUGAUGAUGACAAGCGCUACACAAAAGUUACUGCUAUGCUCGGAGGUCACUAUCUGAAUAAUGAGGGCGAACAGAACAUCCCAUCGAAAUCGAUAAUAAUAAACUCUGUGAAAUAUGCUUUUAUGAAACAUUUGCACAUAGAUGAAAACGAUUUGGAAGACGGAACAUGGGAAGUCACAGUUGCCAAGGAUUGUCUUCCCCAAUACCAUGUUGGAUACGACGAUUGGGUCCAACAGACAGCGAAGUUAGUACAAGAACAGUAUUCAAACUAUGUAUCUCUUGGAGGAAUGGCUUUCAGUACAGGACCAGGAGUACCUAACGUUAUAGAAGAUGGAUUUGAAAGUGCGUAUGUGCUAUCCAAAGCUGAAUAA
Molecule: messenger RNA, 1611 nt
Organism: Kluyveromyces lactis
Lineage: Eukaryota; Fungi; Ascomycota; Saccharomycetes; Saccharomycetales; Saccharomycetaceae
Gene: HEM14
Product: oxygen-dependent protoporphyrinogen oxidase
Exons: 1
Coding region: 1-1611 (536 amino acids)
Biological process (GO): heme biosynthetic process
Cellular component (GO): mitochondrial inner membrane
Molecular function (GO): protoporphyrinogen oxidase activity, oxygen as acceptor
Source: RefSeq, a predicted model, not a curated record